Blastomyces dermatitidis ER-3 is the source of this 273-nucleotide messenger RNA. RefSeq lists its product as uncharacterized. The transcript has a single exon. Lineage: Eukaryota; Fungi; Ascomycota; Eurotiomycetes; Onygenales; Ajellomycetaceae. The coding region runs from base 1 to 273 and encodes 90 amino acids. The record is from RefSeq and is a predicted model, not a curated record.
AUGGGGUCAUACACCACUGUAUUGGCUGAGGGGGGGGGCGGCGUCGCGACGGCGGCGGGGGGGGCGAGGGACAGAAUGAACAUAGACAAACUGAUCAGCAGAAGAGAUGACACCUCACUGCAAGGUGUGAUGACUACUGUCACAGCUGUAAAAGAAGCAGAAGAAGAAGAAGAUAUGAUAAUGAGAGCAGUGCUUCUGCAGCUCAUUGAUGCCACUGCCUCUAUCUUCAAUCUGGCUUUCUUGACAGUCACAGAGACCGCCGCUGCAUCAUGA